UGCGAGUUAACGGAAAAGAAAAAAAAAUCAAGCAAACACAUGCACUGUCUACAGUCGUAAGACGAAAUCGCGCCUACGCUAUAUGGCUAGCUAAAAGGAAUCGAGUUAUACUGCAAUUUGCCAAAAGAAAUGCGAGCUCAUUAUCAUUCAGAUACAGCUGUCAUGGGCUACCCAGAUGCGAAUUUUAUUGUUGGUUACGUAAUAAGUCAACAUGCCUUAAUUAGGUAAAUUCUGCUCCACAGUAGCAAUUCGACUUUAAACUCCAUGGAAAUCCUCGAGCCCCGCGGUCGUCUUCACCUAUCGCAUAGACAGGGCAGGUGUACCGAACAGAUGCGUGGUCAGUCUCUGAAACAGUCAGACCCUGAGUGGAUGCGUCUGUUACUGAGAGGGGUGUUUAUGGAACUGAUCAAAAGGCAAAAAGAACUCCUUUGACACGCUGGUGAUGGCUGUGAUCGAGAUUACGAAUGCCCAGAAAAUUGACGGUACAUCAAGCUUAAUUGUAAAAAUUUAAAGCCGAGGAAACCGGAACAAACUUCGAUUAAAAAUUGCUGCUCUACGGAAUUUAAUUGGUUCGGAGAAAAUGCAGAUGAACAAGCAGUGAAUCAAGGUAAGAAGAUAAUUUUGGCUGCCAUCAACGAGGCAUCAUGUAACACGGAUUACUUUUGAAGGAUAUAGCAAUUUUGCGGACCACAUUGUGAUUAAUUCAAUUUUCAGAAAUUCAGGAAGCUCGUCCAUAAAAGUUUGCCGGCGCCGUUGUCACCAACUGAAUUUCUUCAGAAGGCAGCAAAGACGGCAAUUCUUAGCUGUUCCUUUGAAUUCAGGACGCUCUACACAGAAAAGGGAUCAUCCCCAUGGACGCACAAGUGAUUACUUCAAUCAAACUAGUCUUUUUCGCGCCGGCUUGAAAUAGGCGCCUAGUUGAAAUUGAGCCGCAUCGUAGGAGUGGAUAACUGACCAGAGACGUCAUCUUAGCCAAUAUAGACUCUCACAUCAAAUUGUUCAAAAAGGACGUGAGGCGAAGUGUGGGGCCACGGUGUAAGUCAGAGCAGUAAUGAGUUCUGGCGACAUCGACCCUUUUCGAAGACAAAGGAUUCAAAGCGUUUCGGUCAUGACAAGAAUCAGUUAGAGACGCUGCGCCGCAUAGUCAGAUACAGAUGGUCUCAGCUGCAAUUGAUGAUAUCGAUGCUGUCGGGGUGGUGAGGCUACUUUAAAUUUGGCCGAUUUGCCAUGCCGCGGCUACUUAAUACAAACUUUUUUUCUGGUGGAAGUUCAUGUUAUAUUAAAACUGAGGAAAAAUCUACCAAGCAGCUGCAAAUUGAUAUCUUUCCGCUUCCAGGUUGCUGUAUUAGUGAUUUUGAUCUUGUUAGUCAUCCUAUGAGCGAAAUGUGCACCCUCACCUCAUAUAACAUGCAGCAAACUUUGAUGUUUAGCCACCGCUGUUUAUAUCCAACUGCGGUUCAAUAGUACUGAAAUUCUGGUUUUAACCUAGACAGAUA
Molecule: messenger RNA, 1496 nt
Organism: Plasmopara halstedii
Lineage: Eukaryota; Oomycota; Peronosporomycetes; Peronosporales; Peronosporaceae
Exons: 1
Coding region: 1228-1464 (78 amino acids)
Source: RefSeq, a predicted model, not a curated record